AAAGUCAAAUGGUUUGACAUUGAAUUUGAAAAGAAAAGAGGGAGAAAAAGAAGAAGAAGAGAGUUUGAUAAUCUGAUUGUUUCAGAGCAAAAAUAAAGAAGGUUGUAUACAAUAUAUAUAUAACCUUCCGGGCUCUUUUUUCCUUUUUCUGUUUGGAUAGAAGGAAAGUAAGAUGGUGGUAUACAAAAAGAGAGAGGCGGUUGAAGAAGUGGCAAUAUAUGGAGGAUUGAUAGGGGUGCAAUUUGUUUAUGCAGGCAACUCAAUUUUACUUGGUUAUCUUAUGUCCCUUGGCCUUAGCCCUUUCACCAUUGUUAUUUUCUUCACUUUUGCCACCUUCAUUAUUGUCUCUCCUUUUGCUCUUUAUUUCGAGAGGAGCAAUUGGCCUAAGCAAUUAACCCUGAAAUUAACAAUUCAGCUGCUUUUGAUCUCCUUUGGAGGCGUAACUCUCUUCCAAUCCCUAUUCCUCAAAGGAAUUAAUCUAACUUCACCAGCAGUGGCAACAGCCAUGCCAAAUCUUGCUCCAGGGCUUAUCUUUAUAAUUGCAUGGGCUUGCAGGUUAGAAAAAGUUGAUUUAAGUUGCCUAUACAGUAAAGUAAAGAUCGGUGGUACAUUGUUGUGUGUCUUAGGUGCCCUUACAAUGAGCCUAAUGCAUAGCUCUGUAUCACCGGAAAGCGCAAGAAUGUUCGCUGCCCCGACCAGUUUCGUUUUCAAUAAAGAUAAGAUCAUCGGUUGCAUGUACCUCAUGGCUGCGGUCCUAGUUUUGUCGAGCAAUGUGGUAUUGCAGGCGACAACUUUGGGCGACUUCCCUGCUCCGAUGUCCUUGUGCGCGAUAACAUCCUUGAUCGGAGUGAUUAUAACGGCACUGGUUCAGUUGGUCGAAAAUCAUGUUUUCCAAUGGAGUUGGCCCCUUGUUGAUGUUAGGGAGCUACUUGGCUUUUCUCUGCUGGGAGGUGCUGUGGGUGGAGCAUGUCUAAGCUUCAAUGGAUGGGCAAUGAAGAAGAGGGGACCGGUUCUAGUCUCAAUGUUUAGCCCCAUUGGAACAGUGAUCACAGUCCUCCUCUCUUUUAUUACUUUAGGGGAGACCAUUUCAAUGGGAAGCCUUGCCGGAAUGUUACUCAUGUUCAGCGGUCUCUACAUCGUCUUAUGGGCUAAAGAAAAAGAAGAAGAUUGCUCCGAUGGGGAGGGCUCGGAAAGUGAGUUCGAGUCGGAGAAGCUUCUAUUAAGUUAACAUUGCUAUCAUCUAGUAGGAAGUUUACUUGUGCUGAAAAACCAAUAAUUGAUGCAAAGCAGUAUAUAUAUAUGAAGUAUGAUUGAAGCUUUGAAUGGCAAUAAAUAAUAUAAAUGGUGCUAUAUUUUUCUA
Messenger RNA from Gossypium raimondii (Peruvian cotton), 1360 nucleotides. RefSeq names its product WAT1-related protein At5g47470. The record is from RefSeq and is a predicted model, not a curated record. NCBI's taxonomy places the organism in Eukaryota, Viridiplantae, Streptophyta, Magnoliopsida, Malvales, Malvaceae. Gene Ontology annotation, molecular function: transmembrane transporter activity. The transcript has 7 exons. Gene Ontology annotation, cellular component: plasma membrane. Bases 173 to 1228 code for a protein of 351 amino acids.